AUGAUUAUGAAUCAACAGUCAUCAAGCAUAACUUUAAAAGUUAUCUUAGCAGGUCCACAUAACUCCGGUAAAACAAUGUUCCUAUGGAGAUGGAGCUCGAAAAAUGGCGAAUUUACCGAAGGACCAACAAUAGGAGCCGAUUUUGUAUGCAGAGAAGUUACUCGCGGCGAUAAGAAAUUCAAAAUACAUCUAUGGGAUACUGCCGGACAAGAAGCUUAUCACAGUAUUACAGCACCUUAUUUCAGAUCGUGCUCAGCAAUAUUAUUAAUGUUUGAUUUGACAGAUAGAACUAGUUUCGAAAAUCUUGACUAUUGGCUUAACAUGAUUAAAGAAAAUACAAAUUCUUCUCCAAUAAUUUAUCUAAUUGGUAACAAAUCAGACGUUCCAAGUUCAGCAGUAUCAGAUUCUGAACUUGAAGAAUAUGCACAUGUGAACAAUUUGAAAUUAUUUAAAGCUUCCGCAAAAGAAAAUAUUAAUAUCGAAAGAAUUAAUGAAGAUUUGAUUAAUUCAAUCAUAUCUGCAAAUUAUGUAAAUAUGCCUGAAAUAGAAACUAUUCCUUUGCCGAAAAAAGCCCAAAAGAAUGGCGAUUGCUGCUAA
This is a messenger RNA of Trichomonas vaginalis G3, 597 nucleotides long. Its product is annotated as GTPase protein. Gene Ontology annotation, molecular function: GTPase activity; GTP binding. The coding region runs from base 1 to 597 and encodes 198 amino acids. NCBI's taxonomy places the organism in Eukaryota, Parabasalia, Trichomonadida, Trichomonadidae. The record is from RefSeq and is a predicted model, not a curated record. Gene Ontology annotation, cellular component: endosome; Golgi apparatus. The transcript has a single exon.